Messenger RNA from Dictyostelium purpureum, 648 nucleotides. RefSeq lists its product as uncharacterized. The annotation marks the transcript as partial. The record is from RefSeq and is a predicted model, not a curated record. Lineage: Eukaryota; Evosea; Eumycetozoa; Dictyosteliales; Dictyosteliaceae. The transcript is spliced from 2 exons.
CCAAUUAACACAAGUGCAGCCAACGUUUAUAAACACGAAACUAACGAACCAAUUGCCAAUAUCCCAAGAAAAGUUUAUACUUUAAUUAUUGGUCAAGCUUACACACAAUCAAUUGUUGGUAUUCCAGAUCACAUUAAAACUCUCGAUCUUGGUUAUGCUUUCCAAGGUUUAGUUAAUAAAGGUGAUAUUCCAAACACUGUCACCUCUCUUUCAUGGGGUACAAGCAACCCAGAACAAAAACUCGAAGAAGACAUCAUCCCAACCUCUGUUACAGCUUUAACAUGGUGCGGUGUUUAUUCAAAUGUUUCAUUCUCAAAUUCCUUCAUCCCAAAGAGUGUAAAAACUUUAUCAUUUGGUAAUUGGUUUAACGCUGAAAUUACUGUUGGUUCUAUCCCACAAAGUGUUACCUCAAUCACCUUUGGUUAUCAUUUCAGACAAACUUUAAGUGCUGGUGCCAUCCCUGAAAAAUGUGUUUCACUUACUUUUGGCCACAGUUACAAUGCUCCAAUAGCCGCUGGUGUUAUCCCAAGUAGUGUUGAAACCUUAGUAUUUGGUUAUUAUUUCGAUCAAGCACUCGAAUCUAAAGUUAUCCCAACCUCAGUCAAAACUUUAACUUUACCUGAAAAAUACAGCCAAUCAACCCAAAAU